Molecule: messenger RNA, 1679 nt
Organism: Dermacentor silvarum
Lineage: Eukaryota; Metazoa; Arthropoda; Arachnida; Ixodida; Ixodidae
Product: ribitol-5-phosphate transferase FKTN-like
Exons: 8
Coding region: 221-1585 (454 amino acids)
Source: RefSeq, a predicted model, not a curated record
AAAGCUGAAAAAAUCGCUGGAAGAUUGUCGGAGAAUAUUCAUGCCAUGAUUUUGCUCUACAGAAAUGAAUUUCAGCGCUAAAACCGAAUCGCACAACAGGUAGUGAUACUGUGCUUGACCCAAAGUAGCUUUCGUUCGUCUAUCUUCGGCACUUUGCCUAGUGCAAGCAUUGUGCACAGCGAAGCCCGAUUGACGCCUCUGCCAUCCUGCAACGAAUUGAAUGAGAAGAAAUGCGAUCAGGCUCAUCUGUUUGCUUGGAUGUGGUGCCGUACUCCUUGCUGUUCAGUCUGUUGUUCUUCAGUAUAUUUUUAAGCAGGAAAAAGACUCUGUUCAGCAUUUUAGCCCAACAUGGAGCCUGAUCAGAGAUGUGGCUGACGCAGCAGCCCAGACCAGCUUCCCACUUUUUAUCUUGGAUGCGAGCGUCCUGCAAUGUCUUGCAGACAAAACAAUCCCGGUUGAACGGCCCUCUUGCUUUGAUCUUCCCCGAGGCCAUGCCUUUGUGCAGUUCGGUUCACUGGGACAGUUUGCUGCUCAAAAGGAACAUGACUUCCUGUCCCUCCUGUCUCGUGCGGGUUACCAGACAUCCAAGCUGAGUGUUCCCAAUCCCAAGGUCCUUGCCCAUGGCCUGGAAGUGCUCAUCCCAACUCAUUACCUCAUCUCCCAAAAGCAGAACACCGCACUUCAUGUUGUUGUCUUUCAUGAGCGGCCAGGCAACUUUUGGUGGCACGCCGCUGCCAUGACAGAGGAAGAUGAUGCCAACAAGACUGACAUUUCGUUUAACAGGCUGAUUGCAUCAGCAAGCAGCCGUCAAUUUAUCAAAAGCGAUGGUGCAUAUGACAAAGCGGAAGUCCUCCCAUGUGAUUUGGGUGGAGGCUUGCACUCAUUUGCCCCCACGCAGUUUGACACAUUUGUCGGCGAGCAGCCAUUCAUCGAGUGCAACACUACACGUGCCCGACUCUUUCAUGCCAUUCACGGACGGGAUGAGACUCCCGAAGCUGAACUUUUCCGUCUCAAAGUCCAUCGCCUCCUUGUCAAAGUUAAGCAGCUGCUGGGCGAACUCAAUGUGCCCUUCUGGAUCAGCAGUGGAACCUGCCUUGGCUUCUUCAGGCAGUGUGAUGUGAUUCCUUACACAACUGACGUUGACAUUGGAGUCUUCAUCAAAGACUACAAGCCUGAGAUCAUUUCUGCAUUCUCAACCCACGACAUCCCUCUCACACACUUGUUUGGAAAGGUUGAAGACAGCUAUGAGUUGUCGUUCAGAGAUCGUGACGUGAAACUUGACAUAUUCUUCUUCUAUGAAGAGGACGACCACAUCUGGAAUGGAGGCACACAAGCGAGGACAGGAAAAAAGUUCAAGUACACAUUCCCAAAAUUCAAGCUUUGCUGGACUGAGUUUUUGGACAUCAAGUUGCGAAUUCCAUGUGAGACAGAGAUGUACAUUGAAGCCAACUAUGGCCCCAACUGGUUCCAGCCCAUAAAGAGAUGGGAUUGGAAAGCAAGCCCUCCUAAUGUCGAAGAAAAUGGUGUUUGGCCUGUUGAAGAGUGGCCGCAUGUCAUUAAAUUGUUCCCAUUGCCAGAGUCGUGACCUGGCUUUCGUCACAGGCUGCAUUGUGUUCAUAGAUGCAAGGAAUGCAAUAAAGGGUAUGAUUAAAUAUACGGACAGCAUAACACAAGAACAC